AUGGUCUUGCAUCCCAGUGAAGACAGCAGAGGUGUUGACACCAUGACUGGAGAUCCCACCAAUGAUGGCCACACAAGUAACCACCCAUCUAAAUCAAAGAGAAUCAAGACACUCUCAUGCCAAAGAUGCCGGGCCAAGAAGUCCAAGUGUGACAAUAGCCUGCCUUGUGCUUCAUGUGUCAGAGAGGGAGUGGAGUGUGUUCGAAUCACCAGUGAUAAGCGGAAGGAACGAUACAAGAACGACUACACUGAAAAGCUCCAGAGUAGGGUGGAUACUUUGGAGAAGACUCUUGCUUCCGUUCGCCAUAUCAUCGACGGAGCAAGAACGCCGUCCAUUUCCACUUUUGGGUCGCCUGUAGACUCUCUCACGACCGAUGAUCUGGCCUUGAACAUGCGUGGAGUCUCUCACAAUUCAACCAACAAUGAGAGCCCUCGAAAUUCCCAGAACAUGUCCGUGUACGGACCCACCAGUGUGUUUGAGCACCAUUUGGUCGAUGGAGUGCGUAACGAGACCCAUAUUGAGGAGAUUUUAAGACUCCAGAAAGACCCUCAUGUCGUUCAGUCAAUUAAGCUUUUCUUUCGGUGGCAGUACCCAGACCUUUACUCUUUUGUAGUUCGGGAAGCAUUCCUUAUUGAGUUUUUCACACCAAUUGCUCGGCCCGUCUACUGCUCUACGGAAUUGGUGUUGGCAAUUUGUGCGUUGGGGUCGAGAAUGUCUACGGACCCGCUUCUAUCUGAGAAAUCCAUGCAAUAUUAUUCGGAAGCAAAAGCAUUAGUGCUUAGGAGAAUGGACAAGGCUGAAAUUUCGACCAUGCAAGCAUUUUUGUUACUUGCAUUCUUCGACAUAAGUAAUGGCAAUAACACUUCAGGCUGGAUGCUCUCUGGCUGCGGCAUGCGAAUGGGGUUUGAUUUAGGAUUCCAACUUGAUCCUAAAAUAUGGUUCUUGAAGUCGAGCGGCACUCUCAGCGAAUUGAGCAAGAGUAUUCGCUCCAGAAUAUAUUGGGGUUGUUAUUUUGCCGACCACUUCAUCAGUUUGGUGCUCGGCCGUCCUUCUAUUCUAAAGCUUGCUGAUUCUACUGUCCCAGAGACCCAGACAUUACCUGAUUACGAUUGGAUUACAGAGUAUACAUACUUGAGUCCUGGAGCAGACCCCAAAGAUAAGAGGAAUAUCAUAGACAUAUCUGCUCCUCUCAGACAACUAGUCCGGCUUCUCAAUCUUUGUUCAGAUAUCCUCAACGAUAUUUUCACUAAAGGAGGAGACGAGACGUUCAAUUUAUCGGAGAAAGUCAAAAAGGUUCAACAUUAUAACCAGACCAUCAUAUUGUGGAGGAAAAAUCUACCCGAGGACCUACAAUGGAGCAGGAUCUCCUUGAGCAUUCAUGGUGAUAAUCCCACCAAGAUGUUCAUUCGUUAUUUCUACUAUAUCUUCCUACUUUGCUUGAACCGGCCUUUUUUAGAUGCUGCCAGUGGUGGAGCUGCGUCCGAGAUGGAAUCUCCAUCACUAGCAAUUUGUAUGGAGGUGAUCGAUGAUAUCCAAGUUGGAGUAUCUCGCUUCCAGUCAGUGCAUGGGCUUGGCCGACUGUCAAUUCUUCUCGUUUACUGUUGCAUUCUUUCAGUGUCGGUGCUACUCAUUGCGAACGUUAACAAGCCUGUCGAUGUCGAUUGUAAGAAAAGGCUUGAGUUCCACUUAACAGCGUUGCAUCAAUGCUCCAGCAUUUGGUUAUUAGCACAGAAGGCUUUAGGGCUCGUGCGCAAUCAACUUGAACAAUUGUUCCAUGUCCAAUCAGAGAUUGUCGGUGAUGUCGUUGAAUUGCACGUUCCCGAAAGUCCAUCAAACUCCUAUGCUCCAGUGGAAGGAAAUGCAACUCCAAUGAAGCAGGAAGAUCAGGCGCAAGGAUUUUCGGGUGACUUGACACCAUUUGAUAAUUUCGAUGUAUUCGGAGGUCCACCGCUAUUGAUGAAUGCAGACAUGAUCAACCAAGAGUACGGAACAUUAUUUUCUGACUUCUUAAUUAAAAUUGAUCUGCAAACGCAGGCCCAUCCAUGA
This is a messenger RNA of Sungouiella intermedia, 2046 nucleotides long. NCBI's taxonomy places the organism in Eukaryota, Fungi, Ascomycota, Pichiomycetes, Serinales, Metschnikowiaceae. The record is from the annotation of a GenBank genome assembly.